UUCCAGUUUGUACGCCGUUAACGUUUAAAAUUAGAAAACAAAAAAAAAGAAAAAAAGGGUGACGGUCGACGCUGAAGUUCACCGUUCCCAGAUCGAUUUCUUUUACGCCCCUGCCCAAAUCUUUAUUCAAUCUCCACUUCCCAAAGGAGAUUUCUUCAAAUCCAGCUUCUUCAAUCAAUUCAUUUUCACAAGGAUGAAGGAGGUUGCCAUAUGAUUUGAGCUUUGGAUCGAGUGUGAAAAGGAAAUGGCGUGGUUUAGUGGGAAACUUGAUUUGGGGAACUUGGAUCUUGCCGGUGCCGUCAAUAAGCUCAGUGAGAGUGUCAAAAACAUUGAAAAGAAUUUCGACACGGCUCUUGGUCUCGAGGAGAAAUCUGAUGAAUCAACUAGCACUGAAGCUUCAGGAUUAUGGCCUUCCAGUACGGAUAGGAAGGCCUUGUUUGAUCCUGUCAGGGCUUUUAUGGGACAAAAAGGUGGGGAGACUGCUGUAGAAUCUAUAGAGAAAGCUGAGUCAUCAAAGCCCACCUUGCCCACAGAGGAGGUAGUUGAAGAUUCAGCUGAAUCUACAGUUCAACAUGAUGUAGUUCCUAAAGAACCAAAAAAAGAAACAAGGGAUGUAAUUGAGCAAACUAAAUCUGCUGAAGAAGCGAAUGAAGAAGCACAAAAUGUUGAUGAGAAACCAAACCAAAAGAUAUCUGCUGAAGAAGAAAAUGAGGAAGCAAGAGCUGCUGAUGUCAAACUAGAAAAUGAGGAAGCAAGAGCUGCUGAUGUCAAACUAGACUCUGCUAUGGAAACAAAGGUUGAGAGGGAAGAGCAAAGAAGUGCUAUUAGACCAGAUGAAAUAAAAGCUGAAAUUGAUUCAGUGGCUGAAGCGUCGGAAGUCAAUUUAGAUCAUGCUCAGGAAAAAUCUCCAGAAAUCCCCCAAAAGAAUAUUCCAGAGGAAAAAUCAUCUGAAAAUCUGGAGUUGGUUGCCUCCCAAACAUCAAAUGCUUUAUCUCAAACUGAAGUUGGUAUCCCGUUGCUUGUUGAUUCACAGGAAAAUACCGACGAUGGCAGGGAACAGAAGAAAGAAGUCACUGAUGAAUCUCCUCUAGUUCAAUCACAGGAUGCAUCAAGUGACCGAGCAGACAGGGAAGAGAAGAAAGAAGUCACUGAUGAAUCUCCUCUAGUUCAAUCACAGGAUGCAUCAAGUGACCGAGCAGACAGGGAAGAGAAGAAAGAAGUCACUGAGGAGUCUCCUCCAGUUCAAUCACAGGAUGCGUCAAGUGAACGAGCAGAAAGUGGAAGACCUUCUAUUUCCGAUUCUGUAACUGCCAGUGAAGAUGGCAGUGUUGAAGAGCAUUCUAACAGGAGCUUUCUUGGUGACCAGCACACAGAUGAAAGUCGGAAGAGGGUAUCUGAAUCAGUUAUGCAUGAAAAUGAGUCAGUUAGUAGACCUGUUGGGGCUACCCAGCGAGGAAAUGAUCAUGAGACUGACGUGAAAGAACAACGGUUGAGCUCAGGAAGCAACUCUUCUGAUGUUACAGACACAUUGGUUGAACUGGAGAAGCUGAAGAAGGAAAUGAAAAUGAUGGAAACUGCAUUACAAGGAGCUGCUAGACAAGCACAGGCGAAAGCUGAUGAAAUUGCGAAGUUGAUGAAUGAGAACGAGCAACUGAAGUCUGCUAUUGAGGAUCUGAGAAGGAAGUCCAAUGAUGCAGAAGUUGAAUCUCUGCGAGAAGAGUACCAUCAAAAAGUGUCUGCUCUUGAGAGAAAGGUUUAUGCUCUAACCCGGGAGAGGGAUACACUUCGCAGGGAACAGAAUAAGAAAAGUGACGCUGCAGCUCUUCUCAAAGAGAAGGAUGAGAUAAUUACUCAAGUAAUGGCUGAAGGUGAGCAGCUUUCUAAAAAGCAAGCUGCCCAAGAAGCUCAGAUGAGAAAAUUAAGGGCACAGGAAACAAACGCCAGAAAGACUGAAGCUUGGGCUGCUGUCGAGAGAACCUUGAAUUCACGUCUUCAGGAAGCUGAGGCAAAAGCUGCAACUGCAGAGGAGAAGGAGCGAUCUAUUAGUGAACGCCUUUCUCAAACCCUGUCUCGAAUCAAUGUGCUUGAGGCUCAGAUAUCUUGUCUAAGAGCUGAACAGACACAGCUAACAAAGUCCCUUGACAAAGAGAGACAGAGGGCCGGGGAGAAUAGGCAAGAAUAUCUUGCUCUAAAGGAGGAAGCUGAGACUAACGAAGGUCGUGUGAAUCAGCUUGAAGAAGAAAUUAAAGAAGUCAGAAGGAAGCACAAGCAGGAACUACAAGAAGCAUUAACUCACCAGGAACUCCUGCGGCAGGAGCUAGAGCGGGAGAAAGCUGCUCGUUUGGAUCAAGAAAGGGCAGCUCGUACUCCAUCUAGUUUUGUACCUGAUCAAAGCCCAAUAAUGAAGCAGAAAUCUGGGAUUGAAAAUGGAAGUCUGACGCGGAGACUUUCAAGUGCUAGCAGCUUGAGUAGCAUGGAGGAAAGCUAUUUUCUACAAGCAUCUUUGGACUCGUCUGACAAUUUAUCUGAGCGUAGAAAUGCAUUGGAGGGUAAUGUGAGUCCAUACUUUAUGAAGAGCAUGACAUCAAGUGCUUUCGAAGCUGCACUUCGUCAGAAGGAAGGGGAACUUGCAUCGUAUAUGUCUCGACUUGCAUCUAUGGAGUCCAUCCGCGACUCCCUGGCUGAGGAGUUGGUUAAAAUGACUGCAGAGUGUGAAAAGCUUCGUUCAGAAGCUUCCGUGCUGCCUGGCAUUCGGGCAGAGCUAGAUGCACUUAGAAGGAGACACUCGGCAGCUCUUGAAUUGAUGGGUGAACGUGAUGAGGAGUUGGAAGAACUCCGUGCUGAUAUUAUUGACAUGAAGGAGAUGUACAGAGAGCAAGUAAAUAUGCUUGUGAAUAAGAUUCAGGUGCUUAGCUCAUCACUGGGUGCUGCCUGAGAAAACUGAUCUUUUGAUGUGUGGCUUGUUCUCGUCUGUUGCAUCCUGGAGGGUGCUGCAGUAUAUGUGGUAUAGCACAUUGAUUUUGGACACGAUAAUUGUUGUCGCCGGUUUAUUAUAAAUCUAUAGAGAAACUACCUUAUACAGGUUUGCUAUUGUAACUUUAGUGAAUUGUUGUAUAGCAUAAUUUUGUAAAAGUGGCGUAUUGGCUUAAGCUUUACAAACUGUUCUCAAUUAAUGCCCAAGUUCAAUUAAUUGUUAAUAGAA
Molecule: messenger RNA, 3202 nt
Organism: Nicotiana tabacum (common tobacco)
Lineage: Eukaryota; Viridiplantae; Streptophyta; Magnoliopsida; Solanales; Solanaceae
Source: RefSeq, a predicted model, not a curated record